AUGACUAUCUGUCCACUGCACCGCGCUAGUUUGGGUAUUGGGUGGCGAAGGUCUAAGCGGGUAUGCAGUGUUCCAGGCAAACUCUCUGGACACAGUGAAGAAUCCAAGAAAAAUGCCGAGCGGGGUUGUAGCUUGGCUCAGUCGAAGUACAUAUUGGAAGCCACUGGUGAAUUCAUUCCAGUUGGUUCAGGUAAAUAUCAUCCUUCUUCUUUUGUACUACUUGCGGGAGUAAAACAUUUGGUUAUAACGUAUGACGUCCGUAUAACACAUCAAACAUAUCUCUGCCGUCGUUAAAAUGGUGAGUCAGUUCAGUUAGCUGGGUUGGCCCGUUUUAUUGGAAUGGUUCGGCUAAUACCUUGGUUCCCUUUAAAAUUUCCGUUUUGUUAAUAUAUGAAGCCGGACUGACCCACUUGCAGAAAUCUCUCCUCAGGCAACCAGUAUCUCGCCAGCCUGGUCUCUCAUAUAAACAUAGCAGAAAUUUUAUAAGGACACAGCGUAUAAGCCGAGCCAGCCGGAUAAAGCAGGCAAGCUGGGCUAAUCGGGCUGGCUCACUUCACAUAAACAGGCCUUUAACCCUAUGUUCACACUAUGCAAGAUAUCUUUGUUCCGCCAAGAAAACCAAACCCGGGAUAGGGCUUUUGUUCACACUCAAAAACUGUGAUUUCGGCGCCAUUUCUGGAAAGGAGCCAAGCUGCGCCUUACCGAUUUCGAAGGGUAGCCUCGCAUAUAGUCUACGUAGCUGGCGGUUUUUGUGAUGUGUGUUUUUUUUCUUCUUUUGUGGUUCGCAAAGUAAGAAUUACAGCCGAGCGAUACGCUGAACCAAGGUCGAAAAAGAAAACGAUGAGAGAGGGGCGUGUGUAAAAAUGAUAAAUGGCAUAGCAAGAAAUCAGAAAUGCAAGUGCGGGUGAGAAAAUAUAAAAAAAGUGGGUUAACAUUUUUGUAAUUUUUUAUAUUUUUUUAGCGAUUUGUACUAAGUGUCGAAAGAACCUGACGAAACAAGCACAUACCCCUGAAAGCAGCCUGCCACAAUCAGAUUUUGACGAACUUACAGAGCAUCUAGGUGAGCUUACUCUGGUAAGUAUGACAUUCUAUGAUUUACGUCUACAAACUACAAAGAUCUUUCCUUGUAAUAUUAGAAACCGUACGUAGCUAGUUUGAAUCCAAUUUUGAGUACGUUCAAACUGUUUUAUGUUUGUACUGACAACAACGAAACUGGAAGAAGAAGUAUUUUGGGGUCUUACUUCAGACUUUUGAAUUUUUUUUUUAAUUUUGUGAAAUUUUAGGCGGAAACUGCAGCAGCCCAAGUAAUUCAUGUUGAUGAAAGAAGAGAGAGUAUAUUCAUCCCAGAAUCGGAUUUGGAAGGUUCUGAUUUUGAGAACACACCGCAUAGAAGCCAAGUAGACACGGCAAAAGAGCCUUUAAAAAAGUUAAACGAUUUUUUAGCCUCUCGUGAUGUUAGCCCUGUUCGACAUAAGUUGUCCGUUCCAUGGGAAAGUGCUAACGAGCGCACAAAGAGAAGGUACAGCCGUAAAGCAAAACAAAGUGUUCAAGAGGUUAUUGAAGUAAUUUCUCCAGGACAAAGUGAUAAAUUAUUGACCACAUUAGGUGAAAGCUUACCAGCUGAAAGAACACAAGCCGAGGAAGAAAUUUUAGAAGCCUUAGCAGAAAGCUAUUUAAACGCAACUCACUGGAGCACGAGAUGA
Porites lobata is the source of this 1703-nucleotide messenger RNA. Lineage: Eukaryota; Metazoa; Cnidaria; Anthozoa; Scleractinia; Poritidae. The record is from the annotation of a GenBank genome assembly.